AUGAGCACCCAAACGCAAACAGAGACAAUCGUACUACAGACAAGAGCUUCCACCGAAGCAACCCCAACUGAGAAUGAAACAUUCCAAGACUCAAGACCCCCAGAACCAAAAUGGAUAUAUGCCAAAAUCCUCAGCGCAGGAUUAUCCUUUUUCGUUGCAGGGGUCAACGAUGGAAGUCUCGGAUCACUCAUUCCCUACGUGAUACGCACCUACGACAUCGGAACAAACAUGGUAGCCGUUCUAUACGGCACAACCUUCUUCGGCUGGUUAAUCGCAGCCUUGACAAACGGCAAAAUAACUCAACACCUGGACCUAGGACCAAUCCUUAGCCUAGGGCGCCGCCAUCCAAGUCCUAGCCCAGGUCAAGCUUACAACGAUACUCACGCCAAUACCUUCGUCUCUGCGCUGAACGGCGCGCAUCGAUGGCUCGGCUUUAUCCACGCUAUGUACAUGGCCGGGUGUCUAGUUGGACCGUUCGUAGCGACGGGAGUGGCGUCAGCGAAUGUCGACUCGAAGUGGUAUCUGUUUUAUCUUUUCCCGCUUGGCGUUGGUGUGGCGAAUCUCGCAUUUGUGGGUGUUUCGUUCCGGGAUCGUAUGGCUACUCCGACUGUUUUGAGGGGGGAGAGAGGUGGCAGGACAGCUUCGAAAUCUGCGCUUAAGGAGAUCAAGGAUACGCUUUCGACUCCUGGGGUUUGGUUGCUGAGUUUGUUUUUCUUUUUCUUUCUUGGGGCUUCGAUCACCGCUGGAGGCUGGAUGGUCGAGUACCUUGUUAAUGUCCGUAACGGCGAUGUCAAAGCAAUGGGUUACGUCCCUGCCGGUUUCUACGGCGGCGCUUUUCUAGGACGUCUUAUACUCGCUGAGCCUACGCAUAGACUCGGCGAGCGUCGAAUGAUCUUCAUUUACUCUUUGCUGUGUGUGGGGUUACAGUUGGUAUUCUGGCUUGUCCCGAAUAUCAUCACUGAGGCAGUAGCAGUCAGUCUGUUAGGAUUCUUCUCUGGUCCUUUCUUCGCAACAGGUAUAUCGGUCGGCUCAAAGAUCUUCUCACCAGAGAUCCGCUCUUCGGCAAUCGCAUUCGUCUUCGUACUUGGUCAAAUCGGCGGAUCGGUUUUUCCCGCUUUGACGGGUAUCAUCGCAGGACAGGUUGGUGUCCAGGUCCUGCAGCCCAUGCUUGUUGGUUUGCUCGGUGCCGCUGGUGUGAGCUGGUUGAUCUUGCCUAAGGAUAGGGCUCUCCAUCAGGAGUGA
Messenger RNA from Penicillium crustosum, 1242 nucleotides. RefSeq names its product putative MFS transporter. Lineage: Eukaryota; Fungi; Ascomycota; Eurotiomycetes; Eurotiales; Aspergillaceae. The record is from RefSeq and is a predicted model, not a curated record. The coding region runs from base 1 to 1242 and encodes 413 amino acids. The transcript is spliced from 7 exons. Gene Ontology annotation, biological process: transmembrane transport. Gene Ontology annotation, molecular function: transmembrane transporter activity. Gene Ontology annotation, cellular component: membrane.